UCCUAGACAAAGAAUGAAAACAAAUUUCAAGACAAGAAAACAGAAAAAAAGGGUAGAAAUGGGCACUUCUUCUCACAAAUUCCAUGUUCCUUCAACAGACAAAAGGACACCAAAACCAAACCCUUCACGACAAAAUCUCCUCUCACGCUUACUCCACAACGUUGCCAUGUAACAAAUGCCUCCAAAACUGACUAAUCUUUUAACUCUCUCUUCCUUAAAUGCAACCGAACUAUGUACUCUCUCCAUCUAUUUAUUUUGUUGACAAGAUUUUUUGAGAGAAAAGAUUGAGCGUUCUGGGCUCGUUGUGGGAAUUUGCAUGCGGGGUUUUGUAGGUUUUUGGUGAAUCGAAAAGCCCAGCAAGGAAUUCAGAAAUCUUGGCCGGGAAAAAAUUCAUUUGUUCGAUGAUAAUUUGAAUCUGUCAUUUGCUUCCCAGGAAAGGUGCCCUUUUUUUUUUUUUUCAGUUUUUGCUGUCCAUUUCAAGAAAUUGUUUGAUUGCACAAAUGUUUCAAGAAGAUGGAUCAUCGUCUGUAACUUCAUCGCCCCUCCAAAUGUUUCCUAUGAUGUCUUUAUCACCUGGUUUGACGUCUCCAUAUCCAUUGCUCAAGGAGCUGAAACCUGAAGAGAGGGGUUUAUAUUUAAUUCAUCUGUUAGUCACUUGUGCUAAUCAUGUAGCAUCCGGUAGCCUAGAAAAUGCAAACAUAGCCCUUGAUCAAAUUUCACAUCUUGCAUCACCCGAUGGCGAUACCAUGCAGCGCAUUGCUUCGUAUUUUUCGGAGGCUCUAGCUGAUAGGAUUCUUAGAACCUGGCCUGGUGUUUAUAAGGCAUUUCGCUCCACCAGAAUUUCCGUUGUUGCUGAGGAAAUCCUUGUGAAGAAAAUGUUUUUUGAGUUUUUGCCAUUUAUGAAGGUGGCUUUUGUGAUCAGUAACCAAGCGAUUAUUGAAGCAAUGGAAGGAGAGAAGAUGGUUCAUGUCAUUGACUUAAAUGCGACUGAACCGGCACAAUGGUGUGCGCUCAUUCGAGACCUGAGCGCUCGGCCCGAAGGUCCCCCUCAUUUGAGGAUUACAGGGAUUUCUCAGCAAAAGGAGGUGUUGGAACAGAUGGCUCAUAUAUUGAUCGAAGAGGCUGAAAGGUUGGAUUUGCCGUUUCAGUUCAACCCUGUUGUAAGCAAAUUAGAGAAUCUCGACAUUGAAAAGUUGCGCGUCAAAACAGGGGAGGCUCUAGCAAUUAGUUCAAUUAUGCAAUUGCAUUCCCUGUUAGCUUCUAAUAAUGAUGUUAGAAACAGGUCACCGUCAACGCCGAUAAAUGCUAUUGGUAUUCACUUGCAAAGGGUUGCACAAAUGAACCAGAAUACGUUAGGGGACUUGCUGGAGAAGGAUAUGAUUAGUGGUUAUAGCCCGAGGAAUGACUCGGCCUCUUCAUCACCACUAUCUCCGACGUCCUCUCCAUAUAUUGAUACUUUUCUUAGUACUUUAUGGGCUUUGUCUCCUAAGGUUAUGGUGGUGAUGGAGCAAGACUCAGAUCACAAUGGGAAGAGCUUGAUGGAAAGGCUGUCAGAGUCAUUGUACUUUUAUGCUGCAUUAUUUGAUUGUUUGGAAUCUGCUCUGCCAAGAGCAUCUUUGGAGAGACUGAAGAUGGAGAAGUCGCUUUUAGGCGAGGAGAUUAAGAAUAUCAUAGCAUGUGAGGGAGCCGAGAGGAAACAAAGACAUGAGAAGCUUGAAAAGUGGAACCAACGAUUUGACCUGGCUGGUUUUGGAAAUGUUCCGCUGAGCUAUUACGCUAUGUUGCAAGCAAAGAGGUUGUUGCAAAGCUUCAACUGUGAUGGUUAUAAGAUCAAAGAAGAGAAUGGGUGCGUUGUGAUUUGCUGGCAAGAUCGACCCCUUUUCUCAGUUUCGGCAUGGAGAUUUAGGAGGUGAAAUCUUGGUUGAUUCACAGUAUUUUCAUGCUUUUUUUCUUCUUUGUUGUUAUCUGUAGAGGAACAACUUGAUCCUGUUAGAUGUAGGAUUUUCAGUGAUCAACUGUUUGAUCUCUCUGCUCUUUUCUAGACCUGUUUUUAGUUUUUACUGACUUCAGCUUCUGUAGAUAGAAGUUCAACUCAAUGGUUUGUGUUUGAAAAUCUCCAUAUCCUCUGUAUUUAAAUUUCAGCUUCUUUCA
Messenger RNA from Sesamum indicum (sesame), 2151 nucleotides. Its product is annotated as scarecrow-like protein 3. Lineage: Eukaryota; Viridiplantae; Streptophyta; Magnoliopsida; Lamiales; Pedaliaceae. The record is from RefSeq and is a predicted model, not a curated record.